AUACGCGAGUCGUGACAAUUCGUUCCGUAACCCGAACUCAGAACUUCAUUUCCACCAUGUCGAUGCUUGCCAAUAUUGUUGGCUUCUCUAUAUUUGGAUUGGCUGCAAGGUUUGGCCAGCUUGGCAUUCAAAAGCGAAAUCUCUUUGACAACAUGGCAGGUCAUUUCAUAGCCAUGAGUAUAUUCGGAUACGGUGGCUACUGGGCAUGGAGAUGGGACAUCAAAGCUGCUGAGCUGAUAGCGAAGAAGAAAGUCGAAAUUGCUGAGAAUCAAAAAUUACGGGUUGCGAAGGCGGAAGCCAUCGCGGAACGGCUUAUGGGCGAGCAGAGUCGAACUGAUUCGUGAAGGCGUUGUAUGGCGGUCGUAGUUUGAAUCGUGUUUGUAUUUUUGUACUGAACACCGCUCACUCUUGCAACCUACCGAUUACCUGCUUUGAACAAUUCGAAUGCUCCAAUACGAUUCAGCAAGAACUCUCUUCCACGACUUGUUUCAUGAUUCCAGUCUUCUGCAUCACGGUUCCAGGUAGGUAUGCAUUGCUCCAGCCUCGACUAUUCGAAUCCAACUUGGCGG
Messenger RNA from Marasmius oreades (fairy-ring Marasmius), 569 nucleotides. RefSeq lists its product as uncharacterized. The record is from RefSeq and is a predicted model, not a curated record. The coding region runs from base 57 to 344 and encodes 95 amino acids. NCBI's taxonomy places the organism in Eukaryota, Fungi, Basidiomycota, Agaricomycetes, Agaricales, Marasmiaceae. The transcript has 3 exons.